GCAAGCGUAGUUCAAACUCGGCCGCCAUAUUCGUCGUGUCAGACGGAGUGCAGUGCACGGCUGUGACAUGUUUAAUCGUAAACUGCAUAUGACAUCGAAUAUUAAAUGGUGCUUGUUUUAGUUAGCGGACAUACCGAAUAUGCGAUUUGAUGGAAACCUGAAUGGAUACUCGCGACGUUUGUUCCGAAACAAACGUAUAACGAACAGUGCAUUCAUGUGUUUAUGAUAACAGAGCGUUUUAACGAUAAUCCUCGGUCGUGUAUUGUUUUCUGUAAACUUCAUGCGGUAACUGGUGCAACUAAGUGGUGUUAUGCAACACAACAUAACCGUGACCUUCGUGUAUCGUGACCGUGCUUCAGGUGCUUUUGAGGUUAAAAUGCAGCUUGGAUUUUGAGCGACUGCGCCGAGCCAUCAGAUUGGCGCGCACCGAUGACCGACGAAUCAGAGGCGGCUCGGGCACGGCGCGCGCCUGCGCCCGCGCCGCCGCCGCGGCAGAGUUCGCGCCCGCCCGAGCCGCGGCCGCGCACGCAGCUGCCCGACGCCGCGCUGCCACCGCCGCCGCGUCUCAUCCGCCCCUCCGAACACCUCGCCAUCGUCGAGCGAGCCAUGCACCAGCAAAACCAACAGCAUCUGUCCCCAGACCGCUCUGGGAGAUCAGAUGCGGCCGACCGCCGACUACCACACAGUCCAGAAAAUCUUGCCGAUCGAAAUCGACCCAUUCAUAGCCCAGAGAAACUGGAGCGAAGGUCGACUGGGCCGGAUAGUCUUGCCGUUGAAAGAAGGCAACAGGAUAGGGUGGAGAGGGUUGUGGACCGUAGACAGACGGUGCCGCAAGCGGAGAAUGUGGCGGUAGAGAGGCGGCCGCCGCACUUGAUGCCUGCAGUGACGGUGGUGCAGGGCCCGCGGCCGGCGCUGCCGCCCCCGGUGCCGGGCCACAGGGCGGUCGCGCCGCCGCCAACGAGGAUGCCGGCGCCCCAGCCCGUGAUGCGGUUACCGCAACCCAGGAGAGAGAUACAGCAACCCCCCGCUGCGCCGCCACUGGCCCUGCCUGCGCCGACGGCUGCGCCCGCGCCGGCUGCGUCCCUCGCCGCCGCGCCGCGCACCAUCAUCAUCCAGCGCCCCGACGCUCGGCACGGUUUCGGAUUUACGCUCCGACAUCUCGUCGUCUACCCACCGGAGUCUUUACAGGAGUUAUAUGAGGAUGCGCGGCACCUCGCGGUGGGCGCGGUGGGCGCUCCGAUGGACACGAUCUUCGUGAGGUCCGUGCGCCCGGGCGGGCCAGCGGCCGCGGCCGGCCUGCGCGCGGGGGACCGCGUGCUCGCAGUCAACGGAGAGCCCGUCGCUUGCGGUCGGUCGAGGGCCCCCUACGCGAGGGUCGUGCAACUGGCACAGAGAGAGCCUCGCACGCUCAGGCUCACUGUUGUGCCGAGAGACCACGACUUGUUGCAACGGUAUUUCAGCGAAGCCGCUUACAACCCAGAGUCAAACCAGCGAGCUAUAGAAAUGCCGGCACCAAUCACCGAACACGAAUCGCGGCUGUUCGACGCCUACCGGAGGCCUAGGGCUGCGCUGCCAGCCCCGCAGGCUCCGGUCAGACAUCGGGAAGAACCCGAAUAUGCGAGCGUCGCGUCUCUUACCCCGUCGCGGUAUGAUAUGCGACUUAGCAGUACACCGCACUAUCUAUUACAUGAUAGUGACAUCUUUGAUUUCAGCAGACGGGAGUCAGACACGUCACUGCCCUCAUCGGCAACAGAAAGUAAGGACAGUCUCGGCUCUUUCGACUCCAACUCGACACUGACCGGGCGAGAAAUCGACGACUCGAUCAUCCUCUCCCGAAUACGAAAGAGCCUUGAACAGAAGGAAGCCUUCCUUAGAAGACCGAGCCAGCCUACUGGUUGGGUGACCCCUGAUGCUCCUCCACCGAUUAAACAAAAGGAGUUCUAUGCCAGACCACAGAAGCUUCAAAAACCAGCGUGGCCGCCGCCUGCUGCGUCGCCUCCACUCACCGCCUCCCCUCCGCCUUCGAUCCCAUCCCAGGAUCAGAAGAAAGAAGAUUGUUCAGCAAGCGUUGAUAGUGGAACUUACAGCGGCUAUGGAGAGGUCAAUGGAACUCAUGACAAGAUGCGGCAGAAAUUAGAUAAGGCGCAGUUUGUCUCGACCCUGGCGAAGAUACAGGAGAUGGCGCCGAACAUCCAGAGCACGAACAUGGGAACUGUCAGUAAUGGUUCCUCGGAAUACAGAGAUGAACAGAGGGAUCCUAAUCAGGAUAGCAGAUAUCCAGUCCCUGAGCUACAACUAGUAACAGCGCGAACAAGGCAGCUGGAAGAGGCGCGGGGCGGUGGCGAGAGACGGACUGAAGUGGCUCGUAGCGAGCUAGCCAGACUGUCCACCACCAGGCUGGAGCCAAGUGUGGCGCUCCGAAGGAAGGAGUUCGAGUCUAAAGUGGCCCGGAGAGAGGCUCGGUCUUUGGAUGUGCAGCCUCAACAAGACUUGGAGCACGAAGGCAUACCCCUCGGCGGCAGCUUGUCAGGCAACCAGCUCAUGAUCACCGGCAGCAAACACCUCCACUGUCCACCUCCAGAUGGAUUUGUGCCCGAAACAGAAAAGGUUCAAAUGCGAACAAGGUCGAACAGUACCGGAAGUGAAGGACUACCUAUUAGAAGACAUCAUGCCUCAGAUGGCAGUCACGCGAAGAGACGAAUGGGGCUGAACAGAGAACAAAUGGAGGCGAUGAAUCGCGUGUCGCUGCCGGGAGCGGCGCCGGCGCGGCCGACGCAGCUGAGUCUGUCGUCGCCGGCGCAGUCCGCCGCCACCUCGCCCUCGCCCACACCCACCACGCCCGCCGACUCAGGCUUUGCCGAUGACUUGGUGACGAGGCGACAGAAGAAAGAUGCGCAGCUUGGAGCAGAGGAAGAGCGAGCUAUGCGCCGGGUGUCGUAUCUGAAAGCGACGUGGGGCGACCGGCUGCACCUGGACAGCGAUGUGGAGCCUGAUGCUGAACACCAUGCGCUGAGGAGCGCGCACCGCAAGUGGCGCCCCCCUCGGUUCACGGAAGACAUUACGCCACUGCUGCGGAUUUUCGACCCUCACGCCUCUCUCCCUGGCCGCCCAGAAAAGAAGGGCGAAGAAGGGUCGCCAGAAGGCGCAGUGGAGGCAGCCGAGGGUGAUGUGGAGGGCAACGUGCAAGUCAAAAUGGUGGUCAGCAAUGGCAAGCGAGCUAGUGAUCGAUCGUGGAAGCAGGUGUGGGCCGUGCUGCAUGGGACUAAGCUGUAUCUCUACAGACACCAUCCCACUCAGAGCCCCGGCGCGGUGACAGGGACCGGCGCAGACGCAGCGAGCGGCUCGCGCGACGCACUAGACGUGCGCUACUCGCUAGCUGCGCUGGCUGACGACUACACUAAGAGGAAGCACGUGGUGCGAGUCACCACCGCCGCGGGCGCCGAACUGCUGCUACAGGCGGAAGGCGCAGCGGACGCGCAGAGAUGGCUAGCGGCAUUCCGGAGGCACUCAGCAGAACCGCAGCCAGCGGAGCCGGCGCCCCCCGCGCCCUCCGCCGCCGCCCCCGCGCCCGCCGACUGCCCCUCGCCCCUGCCACCGCAGCGAAGCAAGAAAAUCGGCAGAAACAGGUCCCCCACUGGGCCGCCAACACCUACUUUGCCGUCAUCGCCGAAGAACAAGACCUGGAAGGGUCGCAUGGCGAAACAGCUGCGCCGCAUGCAUGGAGGCGCUAGCACGCAGGCGCAGCCGACGACCACGGGCUGGCUGGGCGCGCCCCUGGAGCGAUGCCCCACCGACCCACAGAACCCGCUCGUGCCAAGAGCUGUUACCUUGCCUGCCCAGGCUGUUGAGGCGUAUGGCCUCCGCACAGUGGGCGUGUACCGCGUGCCAGGCAACGCGGCGGGCGUGGCGGCGCUGGCGGCGGCGCUGGACCGCGGGGAGCCGCCGCCAGAGGGCGACGCACGCUGGGCCGACGUGCACGUGGCUUCCAGUCUCUUGAAGGCGUACCUCAGGAGACUGCCUGAUCCGCUGCUGACGGCUGAACUUUACCCUGCUUUCAUUGCGGCGGACCGGUCCCCAGACCGAGCCCGCGAGUUACGCCGCCUCGUACACGCGCUCCCAGAAGCCCACUACGAGACACUCAAGUACCUGAUCCAGCACUUGCGCCGCGUGGUCGCGCACUCGUCCUUCAACAAGAUGGAGGCGAGAAACCUGGCCAUAGUGUUCGGCCCGACCCUCGUACGAGCGGCCAGCGACGACAUGCUAGCUAUGGUCAAUGAUAUGUCAAGCCAGUGCCGGAUUAUAGAGUCCUUCCUCACUCAUUACGAUUGGUACUUCGAAGAGGAAGAAGGCGACCCGCCUGUCGACCCCCCUACGGCAGCGGACGAGUUGUCCCCCGCGCCCGCGCCUUCCAGAGACCUCCUCAUACACAACGUGAAGAAGAUCGAAGGUGACCUACUCCUAUCAGCACUCAAAAGUAAAGACGUAUCGACCCGCGACAUCGUGUCGUCGAUAAUCUCGGCGGCGAACCGCAAGAUACAGCGCAAGCCGCGCAAGGCAGACAAGAAGUGGUUCGAGGAAGCGCGCGCCGAGCCGUCCCCCUCCCCGCCCGCCUCGCCGCUCACCUCGCCGCCCGCGCACCUCACCACCUCGCUGGCCGACUACGACGGCCUGCCCAGGUUCGCGCGCGACGCCACCAACAAGAUUGAAAUGGACUCGAUGGCAGCGCUGGGCCGCGGUCGCCAAGAGCUCUCGCGGCAUACGCAUGCGCUGAACAACUUCUCCAUCGAUGGAACCGGAGACCUGGUGUCCUCCCUGACGAGCACGUUCGACCAGAAGCUGCGCACGCUCAACAACUCGUCGCCCCUCGACGACGCCAGCAUCCCGUACGCGGACGAGUGCCACGACGAGCGCGACACGCACGACGAGCGCGACACCGGCAAGUCCAGCAGCUCCGUGUCGGAGGCCAGCCUGGCGGGCGCGGGGGGCGCGGGCGGCGCGGGAUCGGCGCGGGUGUCGCCAGCGGCGCGCGCGCACGAGCUCAAGGCGGCGUGGCUGGCGCGCGACACGCGCCACUCGUCCUCCAGCAGCAACGACGAGCCCGACGCGCGCCUGUGGGGGCGCCGCGGGCACGCGCGCGCCGACACCGACGACUCCGAGAAGGAGAACUGUGGCGUGCCCAAGAAGGCCAGCCCCGACGACGCCGGCCUCGACGACGACAAGGACGUCGACACGCGCUCGCAGAACUCCAGCGACGCGAUGCCGGACAACGACAAGACGAUCGAGCGCGUGCUGUACCCGGCGGCGGCGUACAACGGGCUGCGGCCCGCCAACCCCGAGAGCGGCAAGCGUAACAGCGCCGCGCUCGACGACGACGCCGACGGCGACGACGAGAACGAGGACCUCGACUGCGCCAAGCUGAAGCGCUCCGAGUCGCUCAACCGCGAGUCCGAGCGCAACGAGGCGCGCGUGCUGCGCUCCGAGAGCCUCAACUGCCGCGCCGAGCGCCUGCAGCGCUCCGAGUCCCUCAACAAGGGCGAGCGGCUCAGCAAGCUCGAGAAGGGCGAGUGGAACGUGGUGCGGCGCCGCGAGGCCGGCGCCUGGCGCUCCACCAAGCUCAAGCGGAAGAACGGCAUGCCGGAGCGCGGCAUCAAGCGGCGGCACACGGUGGGCGGCACCAAGGACUUCGACAAAGACGGGUGGAGCGCGCGACACACGCGGACCUCGUCGCCCGACCUGAGCGCCGCGGCCGUGUGGCCGGCGCCGCUGGUGCCGCCGCCGCGGCCGCCGCUCGAGUCCCACGUCUGACACUCGCUGUAAGCGCGGCGGCUGCGCCAUGCCCGACGCCCGCGAGGAUCCCCACGACACGGAUUGAAAGUACACGUCUCCUUAGUUGCUGACCUCUAUCGGUGCCUACUAGGUGGUGCUGUUUCACAUAGUUUUCUUUUGUAUUUUGAUGCUAAACGAACGAGUGUAAGAUUUAGGUUACAGAGAGUGAACGUUACAGCGAAUCGAAUAUUAUAACGAAUAUAAAACAACAACCAAGUCUGAUUAUCCGCUACACCACAUCGGUACUAUAACUUUCGUUUUGAGAGAGGCUAUUUAUUUUGAUUCGAUUCAAUUGACUGAAUAGAUUAGGUCACAAAUAUCUAAUUAUAAUUUAUAAUAUAUGAAAUAAUACUCAAAGUAUUUUAUGUCAUCUUAUAGCAUAUUGAGAUUAUUAAAUUCCGUGCAUAUUACAGAAUUGUAACCCAUUAUUACUCAUGUUAUAUCGCAUAAAAGAUGUAGGAUAAAACGAAUUAUUAAACUAGAGAGAAAUAUUCAAAAAAUAUGAUUUAAACGGUGCAAUACAUUGACGAAUAGAUGGAAAUUAUUGACGUCUAAAAAGAAAGUAAUACUAGUGGCAGCGUAAACUAAGCUCACUAAAUAAUGCCAAAGAAUGAUGAAGAAACUGAGAAUAACAUGGAUGUGCGGUGCGUACUAGAGACAGAACAUGAGGUGACUGGCGUGCAAGGCGAUGAUAGCAACGAAGCCAACCGAGCAUAUCAAUGGUAACCUUACAAGUAAGAUAAUUGCGGCACACCGUGCCAGCCAGUGGCGGUCCCGCCCGGCAGCCGGCUAGCUGCAGCCACUUGUGGCACCGGCUGCUGUGGGGUCAUUGACUUCUUGAGUGCAAAUAAAAAGCAUAAUAUUUAGUGCUAUUAGUGUAGUUAGUCGAGACAAUUAAAUGUUAUUUAGAUGAAUAUGACGCCUAAGGAUUUACUUAUAGCUUGUAGACAUACAUUAUCUGCCCCGUGGGGUACGUAUGACCACAUUAUAACACCACGUAAUUAUAAGGAUAUUCUGUAAGAUUUGUCGUUAAGUAAGUACUCCUGGAGUUUGAAAAUAGUGGUUGUUAAUGGAAAAUAAGUAAAGCAUACAUCACCUACUUGCCUUCGCAAUAGUAUUAGCGGAUUUGAAUUUAUUGCACAAUCUAUAAAAUAUUAAAUAGGUACCUUUAUGAAUCAGAGUUACCUUGUAGUCUUUUCUUGAUGAGAAAUAUGUUAAUGGCAAGUUUAAUAAAAAUAAUAAUAUUGAGAAGAUUGAUAGUGUAGAUGUCGAAGCUUGAAUUAAUUAAAUUUUAAAUGCGAUUGAUAAUCUUGAAUUGUAAAUAGUUGAUGCAAUAAUAAUAAUGUAUAUCUAUAGAAUGUAUGUACGAGAGCAGUCUCGCAGUAACUGACGGUAACAUAACACUACAUUACAGUGAUAAUAAUGAAAGUGAUCCCCUUAGCUAUGUAAAAAAUGUACAUUUCUUUUUAUGAUUAAUUUAUAUUAAAUUUGUUAUCGUAGCUUUGUUGAAUGCAAUUAUUUUUUAUUGUUUUGUUUAUCAAAGAAGUAUUUUAGGCUAAAUUCAAUUGUUAUUUAUUUGCGAAAGCUGUAAAAUGUGAUUUGGCACAAUUUCAUUUUAUGAAUGUAAUUUUACCUUGUAAAUAUUUCGUCAAGAAAAUUAUGUUUUAGAAUUUCGUUCUUUAACUUUUUGAAAAUUUUAUACCAUCUUUACGUUAAGACGAUCUCAAGUUUGUUGAAUGUUUGCAAAGCGUUCCUUUUAAAUUUUUAUUUGUAAAUAUUCAUUUAAUGUAGGGACAGUGAAUUUACUAUUGAUACAGCGUCGUAUUGUACGUAGAGUAGUGAGGGCGCCGCCGGCAUCGCAUAAAAGACAUUAUCGCCGGCGCGCGCGCUGCCGUGUCUGUUUGCAACAAAUUGUAAACAAGUAUUCAUGUUCUCUAUUCAUGUUCUUCGUGUAAUCAGCUAUAAAAUUCAAAUAAACCUUAAAGACAUUUUGCAAAUAUGGGCUAUCCAGAUUUACAAUACUUGUCAUUGUGUAUAUUUUGGAGCAAUGAAAAUAAAAUAUUGAAUCAAUUUAAAA
Pectinophora gossypiella (pink bollworm) is the source of this 7903-nucleotide messenger RNA. It is a transcript of the gene RhoGAP19D, whose product is annotated as rho GTPase-activating protein 21. The transcript has 24 exons. Lineage: Eukaryota; Metazoa; Arthropoda; Insecta; Lepidoptera; Gelechiidae. The record is from RefSeq and is a predicted model, not a curated record. Gene Ontology annotation, biological process: signal transduction. The coding region runs from base 430 to 5805 and encodes 1791 amino acids. Gene Ontology annotation, molecular function: protein binding.